AUGAAGACGAGCCGCCGCGGCCGAGCGCUCCUGGCCGUGGCCCUGAACCUGCUGGCGGUACUCUUCGCCACCACCGCCUUCCUCACCACGCACUGGUGCCAGGGCACGCAGCGGGUGCCCAAGCCGGGCUGCGGCCAGGGCGGGAGCGCCAACUGCCCCAACUCGGGCGCCAACGCCACGGCCAACGGCACCGCCGCCCCCGCCGUCCCCGCCGCCCCCGCCGCCGGGAACGGCCCCCCUGGCGGCGCGCUCUACAGCUGGGAGACGGGAGACGACCGCUUCCUCUUCAGGAAUUUCCACACCGGCAUCUGGUACUCGUGCGAGGAGGAGCUCGGCGGGCUCGGUGAAAAAUGCCGCAGUUUCAUUGACCUGGCCCCGGCUUCAGAGAAAGGGGUCCUGUGGCUGUCGGUGGUCUCUGAGGUCCUCUACAUCCUCCUGCUGGUGGUUGGCUUCAGCCUCAUGUGUCUCGAGCUCUUCCACUCCAGCAAUGUCAUCGACGGGCUCAAGCUCAAUGCCUUCGCCGCUGUCUUCACGGUGCUUUCAGGCCUCCUGGGAAUGGUAGCCCACAUGAUGUACACGCAAGUGUUCCAGGUCACCGUGAGCCUCGGCCCUGAAGACUGGAGACCCCAUUCCUGGGACUACGGGUGGUCCUUCUGCCUGGCGUGGGGCUCCUUUACCUGCUGCAUGGCAGCCUCUGUCACCACGCUCAACUCCUACACCAAGACGGUCAUUGAGUUCCGGCACAAGCGCAAGGUCUUUGAGCAGGGCUACCGGGAGGAGCCGACCUUCAUAGACCCUGAGGCCAUCAAGUACUUCCGGGAGAGGAUGGAGAAGGGGGACAGGCACGAGGAGGAGGACUUUCGCUUGGACUGCCGCCACGAGAGAUACCCCACCCGACACCAGCCACACGUGGGAGAUUCCUGGCCCCGGACUUCUGCACAUGAGGCACCAGAGCUGAACCGCCAGUGCUGGGUCCUGGGGCACUGGGUGUGA
Rangifer tarandus platyrhynchus (Svalbard reindeer) is the source of this 993-nucleotide messenger RNA. The record is from the annotation of a GenBank genome assembly. Lineage: Eukaryota; Metazoa; Chordata; Mammalia; Artiodactyla; Cervidae.